AUGAUCCAAGGCAUCUUCUAUGCGAGAUUCUUCCCCAAAGAAGGCCCUAAAAUUGUCGCUCAAUCCCCCCCGGGCUGCAUCACAUCAGUCGACUCUGCGACAUCCGGCGCCAACGCCAGCAGCAAUGCGAGGGCCCCUCUUGUCGACUUUGACGUCCUUCAUGAGUACAUCAUCCCUCGCCAGGCCUUCUGCAAUCGCUAUGUCACCAUCAAUUGCCCAGAGGGCAAGUACUCCAUCCUGGGGUACCCCGUUCUCAUCCCUCACACUAAGUAUAUGAGGAACGAAUUCAUCUUCAACUUCGGCCUGCUUGUCGAGGCAGAUGUCGACCAGGCUGCCUACGAACCCGUGGUUAGGAGGCUUGCUGCGACCUUUUCUGAAAUGGAAAAGCAGAACGAGUAUCUGAGCCAAAGCGAAGGAAGACUGGUCGAAUCAGAUGGCCGAGGCGGCUAUGAGUCAAGAAGGCCCAUCGAGAGUUUACUGGAAAUCGUCAAGGAAGACCUCAACAACUAUGGAGAGUGCAUGAUCCCCGUUGACGAGGCCAAUACCAUCAACAUGAAGCUGUUUCCGCCUCACCCCAACCCACCACCUGUUAAAGGCUGGCAUGUCCCGGUCUCUAAAACCAAAUUUUCCGAUAUCGUCGACCCGACCUGGGAUCUCACCCUUCAAAAAGUAAUUUCUCACAUCGACGGUGUAUCUGAUGUCCGUCGCAUCGCCCAUGCUGCUCACGUCUCCGUGGACCUGGCCAAAACAGCGCUCCGUCAUCUCCUCUACUACGACACCAUUCUGCUCCUCGACAUGUUCUUCUUCGGAGCCUGCUAUGCGCCCCGGCCCGGUAUCCAUGAUUUCGUGAAGAACAUCGACGGUAUGAUCGACGAAUGCGCCGAGUACGUCUCUCACGGUGGGCGCCGCCUUAGCAAUUUCCACUUCGUCAGGCUCAUGACCUCGUUCGUCCCUGGGCGCACCGUCAUCGAAUGGCUUUGGGCCCACCAAGAAGCCGGGCUCGAGGUGCUGCGCUACAUUGAUGUCCGCCGCUUCGUCCAGUUUGGCCUGAUCAAGGGCCUGCUCUACCGGGUGCAUAAAUACGUUGUCUCGAAACAAUACCUAGCUGCGCUGGUGUCUGGUCAGAGCCACCCCGUCGAAGGCGGCGAUCCUAUUCAGAAGUAUACGGAUGGCUGUCACCAUUUUGACCAGAUCAUCACUGAGCAGGACCUCACCGACGAUGAGAUCGUGGAGAAACUCAAGGCGUUGCGUGUCUCUCGGGGCGACUUGGCUAUAUUCUACCGGUAG
Molecule: messenger RNA, 1287 nt
Organism: Clonostachys rhizophaga
Lineage: Eukaryota; Fungi; Ascomycota; Sordariomycetes; Hypocreales; Bionectriaceae
Source: the annotation of a GenBank genome assembly